This is a messenger RNA of Physella acuta, 773 nucleotides long. RefSeq lists its product as uncharacterized. NCBI's taxonomy places the organism in Eukaryota, Metazoa, Mollusca, Gastropoda, Physidae. The record is from RefSeq and is a predicted model, not a curated record.
AUGAAUGGAUACUUUUCAGAUGACUAUGACAAAAAACUAUUCUGGAUUGUGGUGGGAUGUCUCCUGGGACUUGUCGGCCUGCAGUUUGUUGUUAUCCUGGUGUUUUUGAUCCGGUGGAUGAGUCAGACCUCGAGUGUUGUGAAAGACGAGUACUACAAAAAACUAAUCUGGAUAAUUGUGGGAUGUUUGAUGGGUCUGGUCGUGCUACAGUUUAUUGUUAUCCUGAUAUUUUUGGUUAUCGGGAUGUGGCAGAGAUUUGAUAUUAAAGAUGAAUACGACAAAAGCCUCUUCUGGACUGUGGUGGGAUGUCUCAGUGGGCUGAGCCUGCUCCAGUUUUUUAUCAUCACGAUGUUUUUCAUCAGGUGGAUGUGUCAGACAUCCAACAAACAGAGCUACACCACAACAGUCUCAUUUCCCAACAAGGGCUUUGAUAUAAACUAAAAAUAGUUCUAUUCAUAAGAGUGAGCUCCCUUAUGGUGAAUAUGGUGAGGUCAAAAUCACCAGGCCAGCUAAGUUGUUUCCCCUGAUUAUUGUUUUCUCUAGGCAGGGGAGGUCAGUCUUUGGUUCACAAAGUUGCGAUCUUAACUAGAUUUGCUAUAAAGUAAAGAGCCAACUGACUCGAUUAAGCACAAUGAAGUUCUACUUAAAUUGAUUUUAUUUUAUUUUCCAUCAAUAAUAAUUAGCAGUUAACUUACUUUACUUACGCCCAAAUAAUUGUUUUUCUCAUACUACUUGAGUAUAAACUGUGUAAAUUUGGACAAAUGCUAAGAACU